AUGCACCAGGAUCCAUGCACGCCAAAUGCAGUGUAUCACAUGCCAAGUGCACCUGGCACUUGCCUGGCAAGUGGCAUCACGGCAGAUGUGCUCCUGUUUCGAGCCAUCCAUUUGUGCGACCGCAUAUCCGCCUCUUCAGAGCUGGCUCGUGAGUGCAUCUCCAUCCACGUUGGACAAGCCGGAGUGCAGAUCGGCAAUGCCUGCUGGGAGUUGUACUGCCUGGAGCAUGGGAUCCAGCCUGACGGUCAGAUGCCCUCGGACAAGACCCUGGGAGGAGGAGAUGAUUCCUUCAACACCUUUUUCAGCGAGACCGGGGCUGGAAAGCACGUCCCUCGGGCUGUCUUUGUAGACCUGGAACCCACGGUUGUGGAUGAGGUUGCCACAGCUGUUGUGGAGCCAUACAAUUCCAUCCUGACCACUCACACAACUCUGGAACACUCUGACUGCGCUUUCAUGGUGGACAAUGAAGCAAUCUAUGACAUCUGCCGAAGGAACCUGGACAUCGAGCGCCCCAGCUAUACCAACCUGAACAGACUGAUUGCUCAGGUCGUGUCCAGCAUCACAGCUUCUCUUCGUUUCGAUGGAGCCCUGAAUGUGGAUCUGACAGAGUUCCAGACCAAUUUGGUCCCAUAUCCCCGAAUUCAUUUCCCCCUGGCCACUUAUGCUCCCAUCAUCUCAGCAGAGAAGGCCUACCAUGAGCAGCUCUCUGUCUCUGAAAUCACCAAUGCCUGCUUUGAACCAGCAAAUCAGAUGGUCAAGUGUGACCCUAGACAUGGAAAGUACAUGGCGUGCUGCAUGCUGUACCGAGGAGAUGUGGUCCCGAAGGAUGUGAAUGCUGCCAUUGCUGCAAUCAAGACCAAGAGAACGAUCCAGUUCGUGGACUGGUGCCCAACUGGAUUCAAGGUUGGCAUCAACUACCAACCCCCAACUGUUGUCCCUGGUGGAGAUCUGGCCAAGGUGCAGAGGGCUGUAUGCAUGUUGAGCAACACGACCGCCAUCGCUGAGGCCUGGGCAAGAUUGGAUCACAAAUUUGAUCUCAUGUACGCCAAGAGGGCUUUCGUCCACUGGUAUGUGGGAGAGGGGAUGGAAGAGGGAGAGUUCUCUGAGGCUCGGGAAGAUCUUGCCGCCCUGGAGAAGGACUACGAAGAGGUCGGUGUGGAUUCCACCGAGGAAGGCGAAGAGGCCGGCGAGGAAUACUAAUUGUUGACGACGGUCCAUGACAUCCUAUUUGAUCGGUUUCUUCUGCACUCCAGCACCUUCCAACCUUCUUUUUCAAAUUCCCUUCCAUCCCUUCGAGUCCUACUUGUUCAGAUUUCGCUUUUUAUAUUUUUCUUAUGCUUUGUUUCAUUUCAUGUGUGUAUUACAACAUGAAUCUCCUUCAUGAGUGUAUUACCAUAUGAAAUAAAAAUCUUUUAGCAUGAGCAUAA
Darwinula stevensoni is the source of this 1427-nucleotide messenger RNA. NCBI's taxonomy places the organism in Eukaryota, Metazoa, Arthropoda, Ostracoda, Podocopida, Darwinulidae. The record is from the annotation of a GenBank genome assembly.